This is a messenger RNA of Acanthopagrus latus (yellowfin seabream), 1732 nucleotides long. Its product is annotated as hepatocyte cell adhesion molecule-like. Lineage: Eukaryota; Metazoa; Chordata; Actinopteri; Spariformes; Sparidae. The record is from RefSeq and is a predicted model, not a curated record. The coding region runs from base 75 to 1175 and encodes 366 amino acids. The transcript has 7 exons.
CUGUGUUCUCCGUCCUGCCCAGUGUCACAAAUCAUGCUGGUUGUCUGGGACAAAAACAAAGCUUGAGACCCAAGAUGAAGGCAGUGAAGGAGACUCCUUCAAAAGCCAAAAUAUUCUCCCAGAUUUUAUUGCUUGUGUGUCUUGGUUCCUUCAAUCCAGGUGGGGUGCUGGCGGUGAAUAUGACUAUCCCCAACACCCUCAUCAGAGGUACAGUAGGAGGGGAGGCCCUUCUGUCGGUCCGCUACAGCAGUUUCAGCCUCGACCUGCCGGUCAUCAAGUGGCAGCUGCAGAGAGAAAAGUCUGUCACUCUUGUCCAGUCGAUUGGAACUGACAUCAUCGGCACCUUGAGGCCUGAGUACCGAGACCGCAUCCUGGUAUUUGAGAAUGGGACUCUGCUUCUCCACAACCUCAGACUCUCUGAUGAUGGAAUUUAUGACGUGGAGAUCUCUAUCACUGAUGAUACCUUUACAGGAGAGGGCAGCAUCACACUCACUGUGGACGAGUCUAUAUCCAGGCCCUAUAUCGACAUGGAGUCUUCAUCGGUGCUAGAGCUCAGUGAAAACGUCAUCCUCAACUGCUCCCAUGACAAUGGAACCAGGACUACAUACAGGUGGUUCAAAGGUGGAAAGCCACUGACCAAUGUGACGAGGUUUAUGCUGUCACCUGAUCAGAAGCUGUUGACCAUCACACGCGUGCUGAUGGCAGAUGAUGACAUAUACAGCUGUGCAGUGGAGAAUCCUGUGGGCAACAUGACAAGCCUGCCUAUCAGACUGACUGUCUACAGAAGAAGUUCCCUCUAUAUCAUCCUGUCCACUGGCGGCAUCUUCCUCCUUAUCACCUUGGUAACAGUGUGUGCCUGCUGGACGCCUUCCAAAAAGUCUAAUCAACCCGUUCAAAAGCCUCUCUCAAGGUUCAGUGACCACUCUCAUCGCUCACCAAUCAGUCACACAGAUGAUGUUCUUCCAAAAAUGACUGAGCACAACGGAAUACAUGCAGUAACUUCACUUUACGUCUUGCAGCAAAAGGAACCCUCUAUGGAUGACUCAUCCAGCAAUAGUAUUGGAUCUCCUUCUGAAUAUGACCACCCACCAUGCUACACCAGUUUCCCCAACUACAACGGGUCUCUUACCCAGUCUAAUGGGUCUCCUGCCCACUCCUCUCACAGAUAUACCUGAAAGCCCCUCAGGAUAAACGGAUGCAGUCAGAUUGUCCUACAGUACACUGUUCCUGACCCUGCAAUUUCCUGCACAUCCGCAGAGUUUGGGAAAAGAUGUCAGUGCCGUGUUCUGGGGUUUUACAGUCAUUCCAAUACUGCCAAAUGAUCGGUUUUUUAUUGAAGUGAACUGUAACUUGAAUAUAAGUUGAUUGAAUUUUGAUUUUGCGAAAUGGUUUAGUCUGCAUGAAGCUGAGGUGGAGUCAGUAAGAUGCAACUGAAACAUGAUAAAGAUACUUCUCUUUACAUUUUGUCAAUUCAAAAUCAAACAAGAUGGUGUUUCUCAUUUGUUAAUGAUGUUGAAAACAAUAUACAGUUCGUUAAAAAAAAAGAAUCACACUAAGAAAUGCUUUCCUGUUACAGUGAUAUGUGUGAUUUUUGUGAAGUGGUGUUGUAUUGUUAAAUGAAGUCUGGCAGUUACUAUUUUGUUCUUUUACUUCUUCCAGAUGAUUUAAUAGCAUUUUCAAUGUGAAGAUGGACAAAGCUAUGUUGGUGGAAUUUUAUACAAACUUUAAUUAA